AUGUCAUCGAAAGCCAACAACAUGUCUCCCGCUAUCCGUCGAAAGGCCGUCAAGAAGGGCUUGCAGUUCACCAUCAUGAUCGUUGGCUGCUCCGGUCUCGGAAAGUCCACCUUCAUCAACACCCUCUGCGAAUCGCCCGUCUUCCAGAAGAAGGACAACUCCUUCCCCGACAAAGCCGCCAUCGAGAAGACCUUGAGCAUCACCCCCGUCACCGUCGAUAUGGAGGAGGAUGGCCUGAAGCUCUCGCUGACUGUCGUUGACACUCCUGGCUUUGGUGACAACAUUGACAACGAGACCAGCUUCGAUGGUAUCCUGAACUACAUCGAGCAGCAGUACGAUACCAUCCUGGCUGAGGAGUCUCGUAUUAAGCGUAACCCCAAGUUCCAAGACAACCGUGUCCAUGCCGUCCUCUACUUCAUCACCCCCACUGGCCACGGUCUGCGCCAACUCGACAUUGAGUUCAUGCGACGCCUUGCUCCCCGAGUCAACAUCAUCCCUGUUGUUGCAAAGUCCGACUCUCUGGCACCGACGGAGCUGGCCAUCUUCAAGAAGCGGGUCAUGGAGGACAUUACUCACUACCAGAUCCCCAUCUACAACUUCCCUUAUGACGAGGAGGAAGAUGACGACGAGACCAUCGAGGAGAACAACGAAUUGCGAGAGCUGCUCCCUUUCGCCGUCAUUGGCUCCGAAGAUGAGAUCCAAAUCAACGGCCGACGCGUUCGCUGCCGUCAGUACCCCUGGGGUGUUGUCGAGGUCGACAACUCGAGACACUGCGAUUUUUCGAAGUUGCGCUACAUGCUCUUGAGCUCCCAUCUCCAGGACCUGAAGGAGAUCACCGAGUCGAUUCUUUACGAACAGUACCGUACCGAGAAGCUCUCCCGCGACGGCCAGUACGACGAGGAAGAGGAAGAGGCGGAUGAGGAAUAA
This is a messenger RNA of Polychytrium aggregatum, 927 nucleotides long. Its product is annotated as Septin-type guanine nucleotide-binding (G) domain-containing protein. Gene Ontology annotation, cellular component: microtubule cytoskeleton; septin complex; cell division site. The transcript is spliced from 8 exons. NCBI's taxonomy places the organism in Eukaryota, Fungi, Chytridiomycota, Chytridiomycetes, Polychytriales. Bases 1 to 927 code for a protein of 308 amino acids. The record is from RefSeq and is a predicted model, not a curated record. Gene Ontology annotation, molecular function: GTPase activity; GTP binding; molecular adaptor activity. Gene Ontology annotation, biological process: cytoskeleton-dependent cytokinesis.